Molecule: messenger RNA, 996 nt
Organism: Coniophora puteana RWD-64-598 SS2
Lineage: Eukaryota; Fungi; Basidiomycota; Agaricomycetes; Boletales; Coniophoraceae
Exons: 5
Coding region: 1-303 (100 amino acids)
Biological process (GO): mitochondrial respiratory chain complex IV assembly
Cellular component (GO): mitochondrial intermembrane space
Source: RefSeq, a predicted model, not a curated record
AUGUCUUUUGGUCGUCCCCCCUCAAUCAACGUCGGUUUCAAGGUCUCGCCGCCUAAUAGAGGGUCUUUCCCUCUAGACCAUGAUGGAGAAUGCAAGGAAGCUAUGAUGGAAUACAUGAAAUGUCUCAAGCAAAACUCUAGCACUUCGACGCCUUGUCGAGUCCUCAGUAAGCAGUACCUCGACUGCAGAAUGACCAAGGGUUUGAUGGACCGCGAUGAGUGGAAAAACUUGGGCCUCACUAACCUCGCCGGGGAAGAUCCUGAGGUCAAAGCCAAAGUAUCCUCACGGACCGAUUCAGCUUGACCAGGGUUUCUUCACGUAUAGCAUCACGCUAAAUUGCUUCGCCCCCGCACCCACACCGAAUCUAGCACAAGCCUGAGCUCAAGCUCCACGUCGGAAUUAAACAGCUUGCGAGGUGUCGUUCUAUUUUCCGCAACCUAAUACUUGCGUAGGGUGUCAUAUUGACCUCGUAUAGCCACACCAUAUGUGCUCGAGAUUGCAGUCGUGGAUAUCGAUGCUCCGCGUGGGCCCCAGCCUUUCUGUAGUGGUGAAUGAUAGCUAUCCUAUAUAAUCCUUCCACUAUACUUAGCUGCUUCGUCAUCGCGACGUGUGGGUACAAACAAGUAUUGGCGCCGAAUUGUGGCUCACUCAGGAAUGAUGACGACAAAGUUCACAAUAGCUUGGUCUGCUGGCCAGUACUGGCUGACACCGGCCAACCAAAAGCACCGCGUGCAUGACAAAGUGCUACCAAAUGGUUAAGAUUGACAGUUUCUCCGACUCUAUCGCGCACGUUUGAUAAAAGUGCCAAAUGAACGCUUGAGAUCCUGUCCGGACUUCACAGGUCUCAUGUAUCUCUGGCACCCAGUUCGACGUUAGGUUGACAUGGCUAAGAUCUCUGGCAACCUUUGUGUGUAAAUACAGGGAUCAAGCCGCCCCGAGUGCAAGCUCACACCGCAGUAAGUUCUGCCUACGGGAGACUACACCGCAAUCGGAUCU